Messenger RNA from Alexandromys fortis (reed vole), 1204 nucleotides. RefSeq names its product glycosyltransferase 6 domain containing 1 (gene Glt6d1). Lineage: Eukaryota; Metazoa; Chordata; Mammalia; Rodentia; Cricetidae. The transcript has 2 exons. Gene Ontology annotation, molecular function: hexosyltransferase activity. Gene Ontology annotation, biological process: carbohydrate metabolic process. Gene Ontology annotation, cellular component: vesicle; Golgi apparatus; membrane. The record is from RefSeq and is a predicted model, not a curated record. Bases 133 to 939 code for a protein of 268 amino acids.
CCAUCACUGUCGCUGUGCCAUGACACCCAACAUGCGCCUCUUCUUUGGCUUUGACAUGGUGACUUGUGUCAGUUUUUGACUGUUGAACCACACUGUCAAAUUUUAUUUCUGCUUUUGUGUGUGUCCCAUAGGAUGCGUGUGGACGUCAUCACCACCACGGACUGGCUGGCUCCAGUCAUAUGGGAAGGCACCUUCGACAGAGAGGCCCUUGAGAAAUAUUACAGAAAGCAGAACAUCACCGUGGGCUUGGUUGUGUUUGCAGUUGGCAGUCUCACUGACCAGUACCUGGACCCAUUCUUGCGAUCAGCCAGUAAGUUCUUCAUGCCUGGCUAUAAGGUGAUCUUCUACGUCAUGGUGGAUAGGUUCCUGCAGCUACCUGAAAUGAACUACGGCCCUCGGCAGUCCUUUCAAAUCCACCUCAUAGGUGAGGAGAGAUGGUGGACUGACUUUGACCUCAUGCGCAUGAAACUCCUGGGUGAGCACAUCCAAGACCACAUCAGAUACGAGGUGGACUUCCUCUUCAGCAUGAGCGCUAACCUGGUCUUCCAGAGUGAGUUUGGAGUGGAGACCUUGAGCAUGUCUGUAGCCCAGCUCCAUGCUUGGUGGUAUUUCCGGAAGACAGGGGAUCUUCCUUAUGAGAGGAGACCUGAGUCCGCAGCCUACAUUCCCUUCGGGCUGGGGGACUUCUACUACGCCGGCACCAUUGUAGGCGGAGUGCCCCUCAAGGUUCUGGACUUGACUCAGGAAUACAUGAAAGGAGUUGUUUUGGAUGCCGAAAACGGACUCAACAGCACCUAUGAGAAAUACCUCAACAAAUAUUUCUUCCUCAACAAGCCCACCAAGCUUCUCUCCCCAGAGUACAGCUGGGACCCCACCUUCCACACCCUUCGGCAAGUGCGGUCCAUGAAGAUUGCUCAGUAUCCCAUAGACAGUUUGUGAUGCACCAGCGGCUAUGGGCUAAAAAGAACAAACCCCAGUAGUUCCUUAAAGACACAGGAUGCCUUUUUAAAGACUCACACUUCAGAAGCCUGAUAAUGUACACUCUUUCCAAAUCCACGGUUUUUUUCUUGCGAUUUUGAAUCAGCUAAUUUGAUUGAAACUGAAUGAAAAAAAGGUGAUAUUUUAUGUCCGUACACAUCAUGCCGUGAGCUCUGCGGUGUAGGCAACGUGAAGUUAUCAAGACAUGGAGCCGAGUAUAUUUUAU